GUCAUUAUCAUUGUAGGAGUGGCUCUUUCAGUCUGCGCUUUAUAUAUGUUCAACGGGAUAGACCUCAGUUAUUUCCAGCUAGACGCUCAGUAUCAAAACUCUUCAACUGUAAAACUGUUGCCUACCAUACCUCAGCUCUCAGCCUGGCCCUGCACCCCAGAUCAUUUCGAGUUUAACUUUGGUGUCCUGAUACAAUCCAAAAUGCCAGACCUCACGACAGCCAGUGUGGUGACGGACUACAUUCACUAUAAGCUGAGCAGCAAGGGUUUGGGGUGCCCCUUAUUGGAAUGCAGCAACGUAAACAUCAGCAUACCCGCAACGCCCUUCCAGGAGGUCAUCAGGGAGGUGACACGGAAUAUUGAACACCAGUACCAACAGGACUUGAACGGCAUGGCCAUCGCUGACAUUCUGCACGUUACGCCGGACACGUUAUCGGGAAUAUUCCACGGCGUGGUCCACGAGAUCUUUCACGGCGCUCCCAAUGGACAGCAGAAUGCAAGCAGCAGCGUCCAGCCCUCCUGGGGGCGGAUCUGCUCCCUGCUGGCCUUCAGCGGCGCCCUGGCCGUCCGCUGCGUGGAGAACGAGAUGCCGCAGCUGGUGGGCCAAGUGGUCCACUUGACCACCAGCUACGUCAAUGCCAACCUGCUGACCUGGAUUGACCAGAACGGAGGAUGGAAGUGCCUUUUUCAACCACCUGACGACUUGCCACAGGGGCCAUGGAUGCACGACUGGAUGAUGUUUGGUGCAGGGAUGGUGGCCCUGGGUGCAGUCACAGCACUGGCCUUGAGACUGCUGGUGCGAUAAAAAGGCAAGCUUGAAGUACUGGGGCACAGACAGCCACCGUGAACUGAAAUCCUCACACGUAGUAAUGAUUUUUGUAGCAAGGAAAAUUAACCCUACACUAUUGGUGACAGAAUUUGCAAUGUAUUGUGGGUGUCCGUGUCUUGGGCCAUUCACAGAAGAACAUGACAUCACCGUCACGGCUAUGUCCUUUUCGAAGCUCCUUAGCAAGCUGAAAUAUACGAUGAUGUAACAGGAGUCAUGUCGAAGUACCACGGAAGUGCUGGCUGCAUUAAACUCAAGUGCCAAAAUAAGAACAUGACAUCGUGAGAGGAAGUCAAGAAAAAAAUAUAAAUUUAUUUUUGGAAAGGACUCAGACUUGGACUGACGGAGACCUUGUACAAAUGCUCAGACAUUCCCAGUGAAUUUUUUUUCCUAAUUCUCAUAUUCCCUCUCGUAAUCGAAAGCCUUAGUCUCGAGACUGCCCUGUCUUGUUUUUCAAGCAUUUUUCCUGUGUACCACUUAAUAUUUUGACGUGUAACAUACAAGUUGGACUGUAGGCAGAGAAUCUUACUACAACACUGCUAUGUGAUUUUAUCUCAAAUCCCCCAGGUGUUGACAGUCAUAUCAAAAUUGGGGGGACUUUAUUCCCUUAGUGUUGGUACAUGUAUGUCAGUUGGUCUUUCUCUAGGAGUCUAAGGAAUGGUUUCUGGGACAGUUUUUUGGAAAUUUCAUGUCUGUGUCCAUGUGCAGUUCUCUGAAGACAAAACAGCUCCGCUGGAACAUCUGAAAAAAACUCCUUGCAGUUGGUACUCAGUAAUAGUUCCUUUAGCAUGUAAGGAACCAUUGGAAAAACUAUGAAGUGCAAUCCCUCUGUUAUGCAGUGUACAAGUCUUAUCUUAUCUUUUAGGCUGCUAAAAAUUUCUUUCGAAGAGAAUAGGAGAAUGAAUCAGAAAUGAAAUGUAAGGGUUUGGUAAAUGUCUAUGACCUUUUAAAUUCACCAAGUAAUCUCUUGCUGUUUAUUGGCAGUAAAAAGCAAUAUUGAUGUUCUAACUUGGACAUUUCAUAUAAACAAAUGUUAGAUCAAUUUUUAUGAUCAAAUAGUAAAAGUUUAGAAGGCCCAACAUUUGUGCGACCUUUUUCUUGAAAUUUGGCAACAACUGAAAUGUCAGAUCUUUCUAAUUUUUGAAGUGUGCUUUAGGUGUACAUGUAUAUAUUGUAAAUCAUUGAAGCUGGUAAGAGCAAUUCCAUAGUAGAAAUUCCAUUCCAAAGUGAAAAUUCCUCAUUCCGUUGCCAAGCUUGUUAUUACUUGCAAUUUGCCAAUGAAAAAAUUGCUUUCAAAAAAUGAAAGUGGAAAUGAGUAGUAAAAUUAUCUUCCUUUAUAUCGAUUUGGUUUUUAUUUUAAAUGACCUCCAGUCUUUGUUUAUGAAUGACAAAUCGUAAUGACGUUAGUAACAGAAUGACAAAGUUCCACUUUUGUACGGAAGUGCCCAAAAGCACUUUGCAACAACCUUCAAUUUCCUAUGUACAUAACAAAAGCGGGAGUGUCAUUUGUUUGUAGUUUCAGCCAAACCGCAGGCUCACAGGAUAGGCUUCAAAAUGCCAUUGACAGUUUAUUGUUAACUUGACAUGCAUGUCUGGUUUUUGCUUGCCAUACAAAAUGCUGCUAGUUUUGCCAUAUAAGAUACAGCACUUAAACAGAUGAAGACCAUAUACAUUGGUUUUUUCUUUUUUUGGGGGGGAGGGGAUUGCUUUGGUUUCCGAAUUUUUUACAGUGUAGAAAUAUGAUGAAGCUUGCCAAAACUCAUUUUGUCAAAAAAAUGAUAUGGAUGGUUCGAUGAUUGGAAAAGAUACAUGUAAAUAUUUUAUCAUGUCCCAGAAGUCUCGAUUUAAAUUCACGUAAAUAUGGACAUGUACCACUUUUAUAUGAUGUUUGUUGAUGUUUCAUAUAAACUGUACAGUAAAUAUUGUCAUUCUGUAUGUAUGCAUAGCAUCAGCAUUUUUAGAAACUCUCUUUCAUGAAGUUCAGUCUUGCCAGUUUUUUUCAAUCCAUUUUAUAUUGGCGUUUUUUUACCCGCUUGUUGAUAGUUGUGUGUCGUUUGGUUGUGUUCCAAAAUGGCUCAACUUCAAAGGUUUUGGGAGCCUUUGGAAUCGUUAUCUUAUGGUCUAGCGUUGACGUUCUUGACCACAAUUAGUGUGCAGAUGUCGGUUCUGUUUUCAUUCCUCUUGGGGGUUGAUUGUGAAACAGUCAGUUGCCAUUUUUAAUGUGCUCGUAUUUCAACUGUUUUUUAAUUUCUUUUUUCUUUUGGCUAGUAAAAGUGGAAAAGCA
Molecule: messenger RNA, 3109 nt
Organism: Acanthaster planci (crown-of-thorns starfish)
Lineage: Eukaryota; Metazoa; Echinodermata; Asteroidea; Valvatida; Acanthasteridae
Product: bcl-2-like protein 2
Source: RefSeq, a predicted model, not a curated record